Molecule: messenger RNA, 4308 nt
Organism: Amphimedon queenslandica
Lineage: Eukaryota; Metazoa; Porifera; Demospongiae; Haplosclerida; Niphatidae
Exons: 2
Coding region: 44-4150 (1368 amino acids)
Source: RefSeq, a predicted model, not a curated record
CAAAUUCCAAUAUUAAAUUACCUGUAUCAAUGUUCCUCUGAAGAUGUCAAUAGAGGGAGAAAGAUUGCUUUUUUUGCUCGUUGCUACCUUGAACGUAUUUGGUUCAUUGGCACUUAACAGAGAAAUCUACAUUUCGUCAAAGGAAGAGUGCAAUCAACGUUAUGGUGGGAAUUGCUUGACUAGCCUAAAUGAGGCUCUACAGGAAGGUACAGAGAGCAUAGAUAGAGCACUAUCCAUUACUUUCUUAGGGACUGUGGAGCAUGAUGAGCUACAAAGUGGUGAUGAGACUGUACUAACUGACCUUGAUUAUUUUGAACUUGUGGGCGAAACCAGCAUCGUGACUAUAAAGUGCUCACCAGAAGCAGGCCUGACAUUCAGAUCAAUUGGAGAGGUUGUACUAAAAAAUAUUUUGUUCCUUAAUUGUGGCAUCAAUCAAGUCAGCAGCAGUAAAUACCAGCAUAACAAUUCUUUUAUAAAUUUCACUGUUGCUGUUUACAUGCUGAAUUGUAGCAGGAUCAAUUUAGAACAUGUGCAUAUUAAUUCGUCAAAAGGGACUGGGCUAACAAUAUAUGAUCCACAGGAAUCAGUCGUCAUUACUGAUUCUGUUUUUGUAAACAACAGCCAGAAAGGGCAGACUGGUCCAGGGGGUGGAGGGCUACAGAUUGAGUUUACCUUUUGCUCUCCAGGAAUCAGCACCUGUACAAAUGAUUAUGAUAAACCUGCCCUGUCGGGUGUUACUAUUGUUAUUAACAACACAAACUUUACUGAUAAUAAUGCUACUCAAAGUAAUGAUGGCCUAGAGGAAUUGUUUUACAAGGCACAUAAUGGAAGAAAGCAGGAUUUUACUUUUGGUCAUGGUGGUGGACUUUCUAUUAUUUUUAAGGGAAUCACAGAUAAAAUUUCAGUUAAGAUCAGCGGUGUCAAGAUCAGUGGAAAUGCCGGGACAUUUGGAAGUGGUUUCUAUGUUGCAAUUCAUGAUAAAGCCCAUAGCAAUACUUUGACAUUCAAAGAUGUGACUUUACAGAGAAACAUUAAUUCUCAAUUGCUGAAAAGCACUAGUUCAGAAUCAAGUCAUAUUGAUGGCAGUGGAGGAGGAGGAAAAAUUAUCCUAUCUGGUGAAAAUCUAACUGAAAACAAGAUUUUGAUCUCAAGUUCUCUUUUUGAUUCCAACGGAGGCAUUGCAGGUGGUGGAUUGUCAUUAGAGCUCAAUUUGAAUGAGGGAAAGAAAAAUAGUGGCAGUAACAAUACAGUUUCCAUCUUAAGUACCAAUUUUACUAAUAACACUGCCUUUCUUGGUGCUGCUGCUUAUUUCAGUCAGGAAGUUCUCUCACAUUGCACAGAGUUUUGUGUCAUUGUUUUUCUUCAAAAGCUGCUGGUUAAUAGCAAUAGAAUCUACUGCAAUCUUACCAAGAGUUUACCCUUCUCCUCUCUACCAUGCUCUGGAGUCCUAUACAGUUCUGGAGUUUCACUCGCUCUAAAGUCAUGGAAUAAUUUUACAAGCAAUGUUGGAUCAGCAAUAGAACUUCAUACAACUUACGCUGACAUAAAGAGUAAAACUUUUGUUACUUUUUUCAAUAAUAGUGCUGUUAAUGGUGGAGCUAUGGCAUUGUAUGACUGUAGUUACAUUAUUAUAGGUGAAAGAACAAAAUUUAAUUUCACUGAUAACAGUGCUAAUGUACUAGGAGGUGCAAUCUUUGCUGAUGUCUGCACUUCUAACAAUCAGCCAACGACACUCUCUUCAAAAUGUUUCCUACAAUAUUAUGACUCUUACUACCAUCCAAAUAAUUGGAGCUCUACUUUCAAUUUUGAAGGCAAUACAAUAGGAAUGCCUCGAAGCUACAGUAAUUCAUCCUCACUUUAUGCUGCCAAUGCUAUUUCAUGUUGGUUUCCUCCUGAAAAUAGCAACAAUAAUACAAGCUUAAACACUACUUUCUGCUGGCAACAUUGGCACUAUAAGCCAGGCAAGUGUCAUAAUCAUGUUGAUUCUGCAGCAGCUUUUGUAAAAGUUAAUAAAAUUAUGGUUCCAGCUAUUCCUGGUGGUGAGACAGAGCUACCUAUUACUGUAUGGGAUGGCACUGGAGGGAUUGCUCAACCAGGUCUGAUAGUUUGUGUGCUUUCAGGACCUGCACAAUUUUCAUCAAAACAGCAAUGUAAAUCAACAUUAAAUGGGGAAAAUUCAGUUAUUUUCUACUCAAAAGGAGAUGAAAGCUAUCAUCCUAAUGAUGAGGAUACAGUUCAAUUGAGCAUCACCACAAAAGGUAGAAUGGCACUGCAGGUUCACAUGUCUAUUAAUAUUGAAAAAUGUACUUGGCCUUUAUAUUUGUCUAAUCAUUCUAAUCAAUGUGUACUGAUAGAGGACUAUUACUGCUGCUCUGGCAGAAAUUCCUGUAGCUGCACUACAGAUUGUGAGUUUAAAAAAUUAACUCAAGGCAAAGUGCUUAUUAAGGAAAAAUAUGGUCUUUGCAUUUCUAGAUCUGCAGAUAAUGAAACUCAUGCUGGCCACUGUCCACUCUCAUACUAUGAUUUCUCCUGUAAAGCUUAUUCUAAUAUUAGUGCUCUUCGAAAUGGUCAUUGUGCCAGUAACAGAGAAGGCAUACUUUGUGGGCAAUGCAAGAAAGGCUACUCAAUACCAAUUAAUUCAAUAUAUUUAGAGUGCAAGAAUUGCUCUCACAGCAAAGCCUGGGGUUGGUCAAUGUUCUUUCUUCUUCAGAUACUCCCAGAGACUUUAAUGAUAUUCUUAAUUGUGAUUUUCAACCUGAAGAUUACCAAUGGGUCAAUCAGUGGCUACAUUCUGUACUCGCAAAUAAUCUCAAUUAAUUUCCCUGCUUGGAAUUAUCCAGCAUGGUUGGCUAAUUUGUGGCUUCAUAGCUCUGAUACUUCUAAGUACAAUAGGAUUUUCAGUUAUGCAGCAUUUCCCUUCAGCAUUUGGAACCUUGAUUUCUUCACGCUAACUCAAGAUGUGGAAAUGUGCAUUGGGAGUAAGAUGGGUGCCAUUGAAGUCAUUGCUCUCCAGUAUAUUGUUGUCUUUUAUGCCCUUGCUCUAUUUCUCCUACUAUAUGUCUGGAUUGUAAUGUACCACAAAGGCUACGGUUUUGUAGUGCGGAUUACUAGGCCUAUUCACCAGCAAGCUGCAAGACUCUGGUUGAGAAUGAGAAUAAAGCCAUCAUUGAUAGACUCACUUGCACUUAUCUACAUUCUCUGCUUCACACAACUGACCAGUAUCUCAUUUAAACUCCUGCAUUACAGUACAGAUAAAGAUGUCAUUAAUAACAAAGUUAAAAAAGUAUAUUUUUAUGAUGGGAGCCUAAAAUAUUUUAACUCAUCUCAUGCUAUAUAUGGCUCUUUAGCAAUUGUGGUUCUGUUUCUCUUUGUGGCAUUGCCUACAUUCCUCCUUGUUGUUUAUCAGUUUCGUCAAACACAAAGAGUUCUUAACUGCUUACGCUUACGUAGAGAAAGUUUAGUAGCAUUGGUUGAUGUAUUGACUGGUCCUUUCCGCUACAGCACCAAGAAACUAAGUGACUUUCGUUACUUUGCCGGUCUCUUUCUACUAUUUCGCAUAGCACUCCUCUCUACCUAUUUUAUCUCUUACAAAGGCAAGAAUAUCAUCCCAAUUGUGCAAUUAUUCUUGACAGGUAUUACUGCUGGAGCUGUGAUGAUAAUUCGACCGUACACUGAGAACAUUCACAAUCUCACCAACUUCCUCCUCUUAUUAGUGCUAGCUGGCUUGAUUGCACUAACAUUUGUACCAAUUGACAUAGCAGUAUAUGUAAUCAUACCAGUCAUGUAUGGACCUCUUCUUUUUGCCAUUGCUUAUUGCCUUGUUUGGUUCUGUAAGAAGUCUUUGCUUCUUUUCCUGCCCAACAAAAUGAACAUUAUCAAUGAUAGUGGGAGUCGCUCGAUGAGUAAGAAGAUCAAGUCAUUUUUUGAAAGCAGCAACAGGUCAUCGAGAUCACUACCUGAUCGAAUGAUUCACCCAGAGGAUUAUGACGAAAGACACGUUGAAGUACACGAUAAUGAUGACAACCAUUCUGCAUCUCUUUCUAGUGAUGAUGAAGGAGAAGAUGAGCAAUUAUUACUAGUUGCAUCUACUUAUGGUUCUAACGUGUAUGGAAGUAAUGCUAACAGUCAACGCACUGAAAAUAUAAACUAAUCCUUUGUUACAAAUAUGUGUACAAGGUCAACAAUAACUUACUGUUGUCAAUUUUAACUUUUUCUAUUUUUCUUAAUAGUCUGUGUGAUAAUAUUGCUAUGUUGUGAUGUUUUCAUUUCAUGUGAGAUUAAUUAUGUGUGACAUAUUGAUAAAUAUUA